Messenger RNA from Drechmeria coniospora, 3888 nucleotides. Its product is annotated as RNA binding effector protein. The record is from RefSeq and is a predicted model, not a curated record. The transcript is spliced from 3 exons. Gene Ontology annotation, biological process: nuclear division. Gene Ontology annotation, cellular component: cytoplasm; nucleus. Gene Ontology annotation, molecular function: mRNA binding. The coding region runs from base 1 to 3888 and encodes 1295 amino acids. Lineage: Eukaryota; Fungi; Ascomycota; Sordariomycetes; Hypocreales; Ophiocordycipitaceae.
AUGGCUUCCGGAAAUCCGUCGUCCAGCGGAGACAAAACCAAUGGUGCGGGAGAGUCUGCUGCCCAGAAGCUUCUGCAGAUGCACGCCGAGAGUUCGCACCGGCCAACGGUCGAGGACAUUCCUGACGAGGAUGGGCCUAAGCCCACCAACGUUUCUGCCUCGUGGGUCGCUCCUAUGAGCGCAAAGGCCUCCGGCGCGCAAAGGGAGUCCCAGGGUUCGAAAAAGCCUCUCGACACCCAGUCGCACGAGCUCUUCCCAGAGCUUGGUGCCUCGAAGGGUAAAAGUGCCAACGUCGCUCCUAUCUGGGGUGCGAAAAGCCUUGCUGGUGGGAAAUCGAACGGCAAUACCUCGAACGGAAAUACUCCCAACGGCAACUCGAGGUCGUCUACUCCCGCCUCUGGUUUCGCCACGCCCUCCGCUCAAGGAAGCGCUCCCGCCAUGUUCAUCCCUGGUCGCAAUGUCGAGUCAGUCACUCUGGAGCCACAGUUCAUUGUACCCCGCGGCCAGCUGAAGCGCCCAAUCCCGGACAUCUUGAAGGACAUCAAUCGCAAAUCUCGAGCCAACAUCACAAUGGCCACGGCCUCCAAUGGACGUCUUAAAUUCGAUGCCACCGGCCCUCAGGACGUCGCUCAACAGGCACUCAAGGACUUGGUUCAGCAAAUCGGAAUCAAGACCACCAUCAAAGUCCCCAUCCCACACAGCGCAAGAGCCCACAUCAUUGGAAAGGGCGGUUCCGUCAUCAAGAGCCUCCAGGAGAAGACGGGAGCCAGGAUUCAAGUUCCAAAGGUCGAGGAGAGCCGAAUGAUCGACGACGACGAUGACGCCACCAUUGACGUCGUAGUCGACGGCAACGCGUUGUCUGCUGCUUCUGCCCGAAACGAGAUACUGAAGAUUGCGGGCGAACGGUCGUCCAACAUGCAGACAAAGGUUCGCGGCAUCCCGACCGCUUUCUAUCCCUUCAUCGCCGGCCCGAGCAACUCUCUAGUUCAAGAACUUGAGGACGGCAACGGAGUUCAAAUCCGCGUGCCUCCUCAUCAGGCCUUCUUGCGUGUUCCCGCACCCACUUGUCCCGUGCCUGGUCAGCGGCCCGUCUUCCACCCUGCCGGCGCCGAAGACGACCACAUUCAGAUUGCAGGUGACAGGGCCGCAGUGCAAAAGGUUCGGGCCGAGAUUGAGCGUCAAGCGUCCGAGCUCCACAAACAGCUUGAGGCGGAACAGCUUUCCAUUCAGAGGGGCCGUCAUCAGUUCAUUAUCGGCAGCUGCGGUGUCCCGUCUGACGAAUUCUUUGCCGAGACUGGAUGUGCUGUUUUGUUGCCCUCGGAAGAAGACGAUGAUAUGAUCACCGUCAUCGGUCCAGCCGAACGUGUCCAGGCCGGUCUCGAAAAGGCGAUGGAUCUCGCCAUGGGUAUGCAAAUGUCGAACAUUGAUAUCGCGAGAUUCCACCGCACUGCUCCUUCGGGAGCCGCUGCUCACGCCGCCAACGUCACGCGAUAUCUGCGUCAGCGCAAGGAGAUUGAGCGCCUCGAGAAGCUUUAUCACACGCACAUCAACACGCCUUGUUCCCAAGAUGGUGCCUUGCCAUGGGAGCUGUAUUCCCGAGAGGGCAAGAAUGCCAUCCGGGCUCAAUCGGAGAUCACGGGGAUUAUCAACGGCCACCCUCCAUCCAGGAUGCAGACUGUUCCCAUCGAUUCCUUCUUCCAUCAGCAUCUGCGCACUGACAUUACGCCGAAGAUCAAGAAGAACUAUGGCGUUCACGUCAUCGUGCCCGAGGCUUCCGAGCCGGAAGCUCCCGUCUUGUUGGUUUAUGAGGGACCGGAUUCCGCAAAUGGCCCGUACCAGGUUCCCCGUACCAAGCCGUCGGAGUCUGAGAUUCGCGCAUUCAAGCAGGGUCUCGAGGAUGCGCAGAGGCACAUCCUCGAGCUCAUCAACAAGCAGGAGGCGCUCACAAGCAAGUCCCUGGAUGUUCCCUUCAAGUUCCACGAGAGGCUUCGUCGUUUCAUCAAGAAGGAGCAGGAAAGCCGCUCCUCGGACCAGAUCCCCGUCAGGGUGACCAAGGUCGGCACCACCAUUACGCUCCGCGGGCCGAUCUCCGCCGUGCAAUCUCUCGUCGCCAAGGCAGAGGCGUUUGUGGAGCAGGAGAAGCAGGAUGAGAAGGAACGCGGCUUCACGUUGACGUUUGACUUCCCCCAGAAGUAUGCGAACCACCUGAUCGGCAAGGGUGGCAGCAACAUCAAGGAACUCCGUGACCGCUUCGACGUCGAGAUACAGGUUCAGGACGGCAAGGUAGAGCUCAAGGGUCCCAAGGCCAAGGCCGAGUCGGCAAGGUCCUACAUCACGAAUCUUGGCCGAACCCUGGCGGAUGAGACGUCGCACGUGCUCAAGAUCGACCCCAAGUAUCAUAGAGAGCUCAUUGGGGCUCAAGGCAGCCAGAUCAACCGGCUGCAGACACGGUACAAGGUCCUCAUUUUCUUCCCGCGGUCUGCCAAGAACGUCAGCGACGACCAAUCCAACGAAGAUGCGGCUAGCGAGACCGGCAAACCCCGCAGGCAGCAAGCUCCCGACGAGGUCUUCAUUCGCGGUCCCAAAAGGGGAGCUGACGAGGCGCGAGACGAGCUCUUCUCCCUCCACAAGUAUCUCGAAGAGCACUCCGUGACCGCCACGGUGGCGGUGCAGCAAAAGCAAGUCGGCUCCCUCAUUGGCCAGGGGGGCGCAGCUCUGGAUGAGCUGCGACAACUCACGGGAGCCAGGAUCGACGUGCCCCAGGAUCGCGAUACCGAGAUUGUCGAGAUCCUCAUCAAGGGAACCUCGUCUCAGGUGGCCCAAGCGCGGAAAAUUCUGGAGGAGAAACGAGCUGUCUUUGACGACACCGUCACGCAAAGCAUCGACGUUGAUAAGAAGCAUCAUAAGGCCCUCAUCGGCUCGGGUGGCUCGACCCUACGAGAGAUCGUGGUCGGCGCUGGCGGCUCCGAUGACCGCCGGAGCCUGGCGCGGACGAUCCAGUUUCCUAAGCAGGAUGCGGAUGGAAACACGGUCAAGAUUGAAGGUCGGACCGAUGUUGUGCAAAAGAUUGUCAAGCGAAUCCAGGAGAUUGUCACCGAGCGCGAGAGUCAGGUGACGGAGACCAUUGAGGUACCCGUCGACAAUCACCGGUCUCUCAUUGGCCGCGGUGGCGAUGUCAAGCGCCAGAUCGAGGCCCAAUUUUCCGUCACCGUGGACGUUCCCCGACAGGGUGAGGGCAAGACCGGCGUCAAGGUGACGGGUCGGCCCGAGAACGUGGCCAAGGCCAAGGAGCACAUCGCCGGCAUCAUCAAGCAGCAGAAGGGCGAGACAAUCCAGCUGCCGCGCAGUGUCCACCAUGUUGUGUCGAACAACGGUCAGCUCUUCCGCCAGCUUCGGAACAACUACCAGGUGACGGUGGACCACGCAGGUCAGCAGACUCCACGCAAGCCUGAGUCGUCGACGAGGGCAAUCAACGAGACUUUGCCGCUCAUCACGGACGACGACGACGCUGCCGCGGACGCGCAUUCCUGGAAGGUGGUCAAGACGGCGUCUGCCGAAGAGGGUGACAUCCCGUGGGUGUUGAGAGGCACGCCCGAGAAUGUGGCCAAGGCGAAGGAGAUGAUUCAGAAGGCGCUCGAGCAGGCGCAGAACAACGACUCGACCGGGUACCUUGUCCUUCCGGAUCCCAAGACGUACCGCUUUGUCAUUGGUCCCAGCGGCUCCAAGGUCAAUUCGAUUCGACAGCAGAGCGGCUGCCGGAUUCAAGUGCCCCGGGACCAGGCCAGGGAUGAGGCGAUUGAAAUUUUCGGAAGCCAGGAUGGCGUUAACCAGGCCAAGGACCUGAUCCUCGAAGCCAUCAGGGAGGCCCUCAGCAAGCCAAGAGAGUAG